Molecule: messenger RNA, 1297 nt
Organism: Periophthalmus magnuspinnatus
Lineage: Eukaryota; Metazoa; Chordata; Actinopteri; Gobiiformes; Gobiidae
Gene: prl
Product: prolactin
Exons: 5
Coding region: 65-697 (210 amino acids)
Biological process (GO): response to nutrient levels; positive regulation of cell population proliferation; positive regulation of receptor signaling pathway via JAK-STAT
Cellular component (GO): extracellular region
Molecular function (GO): hormone activity
Source: RefSeq, a predicted model, not a curated record
AGACAAGACGUGAAGAGCAGUCACAGGCCUCACAGCAAGACAGGUGCCCAAAGUGCAAACCAACAUGGACAGAACCAAGGGCUGCCAAUUCUUCAUCACAGUGGUGUGUAUGGUGGCUGUGUGUGGGGCCAUUCCCAUUGGAGACCUGCUGGACCGGGCCUCUCAGCGCUCCGACAAGCUGCACUCGCUCAGCACCCUGCUCACCCAGGAGCUAGACACACAUUUUCCUCCCAUUGGCCGAAUGAUGAUGCCCCGCCCCUCCAUGUGCCACACAUCUACCCUGCAAGGUCCCACUGACAAAGACCAGGCUCUCCAAGUGUCUGAGCACAACCUAAUGUCCCUGGUACGGUCCUUGCUCCAGUCCUGGGCAGACCCUCUGGUGCUGUUGUCUGCUAAUGCUAACACGCUGCCUCACCCAGCCCAGAGCAGCAUUGCCAGCAAGAUCCAGGAACUCCAGGAGAACUCCAAGAGCCUGGGAGAUGGCCUGAAUAUUGUGUCAGGCAGGAUGGGCCCGGCUGCUCAGGUGGUCUCCGUUUUUCCUUAUCAAGGGAAUAGUGACUUUGGGAAUGACAAGAUCUCCAAACUCAUUAACUUCCAAUUCCUGUUGUCCUGCUUUCGUCGAGAUUCCCACAAAAUUGACAGCUUCCUCAAAGUCUUGCGUUGCCGAUCAGCCCAAAUACGGCCUGAGAUGUGUUGAAGUGCUAUUCAACAAUGCUUCAAUUUCCUGCCAGUCAGUAGUGUCUGUUUACUGUCAUCUAUCAAGUACUUUUAUCCUGGGAAUCACUGCCAACCGAAAGCAACAUGGGGUUAAAAUUUAUUUUAUUACAUAAAUAAUUUGAUGCAUCAAUGUUGAUGUAGAACAGUAAGUCAAUUCGAAAACAUAUUUUUAAAAAGUCUGGAUAUCGAUUUUGAAUUUGGCCGCUACCUUUACGACAGUGGUGUGCCCUUGUGUCCUUGGGCAAGACACUUUUCCUCUCACCUUGCCUAGGUAUGAAUGCGUUAGUGUGGUCACAAGAGACAUGAAGGCAUGAUGAUAAGCAGUGUGACAGUGGUGUGAAUGAAAAAUGCAUUGAAUUAAAAGUGCCACAAAAAGUGAAUAAUGAAUUGUUAUUGAUAUUUUCAAUAGUCCUUGCUGAACAAAUUGCUGAAAUGUUGUCAUUCUAGAGCCGUUCACAGGUUGAAGAUGCUUGAGUAGUGGCUACCAGUAAAAUUUGCACUUUACACUUUUUUCCUGUAAACUCUUUACAUUUUGUUAUUUUGAAUUUGCUUUAAGACUAAUAAAAUGUGUUGCAUAACA